GUAAACAAGUUUCUCUUUGUUUGUUUAUUUGCAGAUCAAGCCAGAAAUGUUGGACACACUGUACAAAUAUGCAAAAUUUCAAUAUGAGUGUGGAAACUACUCUGGUGCCGCAGAGUAUUUGUACUUUUAUCGUGUGCUUGUUCCUGGUAAUGAUGAUAGAAAUACUUUGAAUGCUCUUUGGGGAAAACUAGGAUCUGAAAUCCUCAUGCAGAACUGGGAAACUGCACUGGAAGAUCUUAACAGACUCAAGGAUGUCAUUGAGAGUAAUAACCAAGCUGGAACACUUCAGCUGUUACAGGAGAGAACCUGGUUGAUUCACUGGAGUCUGUUUGUCUUCUUUAAUCAUCCAAAAGGGAGAGACUUAAUCAUUGAUCUGUUUCUUUAUCAACCUCAGUAUCUUAAUGCAAUCCAAACCACAUGCCCUCACAUUCUAAGAUACUUGACCACAGCUGUCAUCACCAACAAACGUCGACGGACAGUCCUAAAGGAUCUUGUGAAAGUGAUUCAACAAGAGUCGUACACAUACAAGGAUCCAAUCACAGAGUUUUUGGAGUGUCUCUAUGUCAAUUUUGACUUUGAUGGUGCUCAGCAAAAGCUGCGAGAAUGCGAAACAGUUUUGCUGAACGACUUUUUCCUUGUGGCUUGUUUGGAUGAUUUCAUUGAGAAUGCCAGACUGUUUAUAUUUGAAACAUUCUGCAGAAUACAUCAGUGCAUCAGUAUAAACAUGCUUGCUGAAAAGUUGAAUAUGACUCCUGAGGAAGCUGAGAGAUGGAUUGUUAAUUUAAUCAGGAAUGCCAGAUUGGAUGCCAAGAUUGAUUCUAAGUUGGGUCACGUGGUCAUGGGAACCCAGGCUCCUUCAGUUUACCAGCAAGUGAUUGAAAAAACCAAGGGAAUGAUGUCUCGCACUCAGGAGCUGGCUCGUAACAUUGAAAAGAAACUCAACGUUGACAAGUUAGGGUAUGACGGGGGUGCGUGGGAUGCAUAUGACCCGUCAGGAUUCUUCAAGCAUUGAAACUUAGUCUGGAAAUUCAACAUCUUUAUCUGUAAAUUAGUGUGUGUGGCAGAUAUGGAUAGUGGAAUGCAAACAAGAAUUUAAACGUUCAUGAACUGCGAGGGAAAAUAGAACAUGAGGCAUAAUAUUUUUCUUUCGUUAUACAACCCUCUUUCUCGUUUUUCCUCGCAUUGUGCGCUCCUUCACUUUGUUGGGGAAUUCUUAUUGUUGAGGUCAAGAGACAAACAACAGCUACUCCAAAACACGAUGUAAUGCUAACUGACAGCAAAUAACGCCCGCUUGUAUCUGUACCUGCCACUUAGACUACUUGUCCUAAAAUUGAGUGAACUGUAGCAUUCUAGCUAAACUACAAACGUUCUGGAAUAAUUUAUAAAAAUAUCCUACUGUUUCUCGAUGCCGUUCAUAUUUAUUGAUGAGUGGAAUCUGUCCCAACUUUACUGGAAACUUAGCGCCUGAAAGGCACGUAUCAAAGUAAAAUACCAAAAAAUAGAAAAUAAAUAAACAUAGAAAAUUCCAUGCUAGAA
Messenger RNA from Orbicella faveolata, 1536 nucleotides. Its product is annotated as eukaryotic translation initiation factor 3 subunit E. Gene Ontology annotation, cellular component: cytoplasm; eukaryotic translation initiation factor 3 complex. Gene Ontology annotation, molecular function: translation initiation factor activity. NCBI's taxonomy places the organism in Eukaryota, Metazoa, Cnidaria, Anthozoa, Scleractinia, Merulinidae. The record is from RefSeq and is a predicted model, not a curated record.